CAGACAGUUUGACAGUCACUCACUGAGCUUUGCAUCGCGUGCGCAGGGACACAACUUCUCCGCUGCGCGUCAGGUCUGCAGUCGCUCGCGCCAGUCCGCGAUCCGUUCCCAUGUUUAGGAUGCUACAAACACCACAGCUCCGUCAAGGCGUGAUUGCGCUUUUCAUGUGGUUCACUCACUUUAUGGAGGACCACAAAGUCCAGGCCGGUAACUGCUGGUUGCAGCAGGGAAAGAACGGCCGGUGCCAGGUGCUCUACAUGUCCGGGAUGACCCGGGAGGACUGCUGCCGGAGUGGCCGUCUGGGCACCGCAUGGACCGAGGAAGAUGUGCCCAACAGCACGCUAUUCCGAUGGAUGAUCUUCAAUGGAGGCGCGCCUAAUUGCAUACCAUGUAAAGAAACAUGCGACAGCGUUAACUGCGGUCCUGGGAAGAGAUGCAAGAUGAACAAGAGGAACAAGCCCAGGUGUGUGUGUGCUCCAGACUGCUCCAAAGUCACAAGAAGGGGGUCCGUCUGUGGGUCGGAUGGAAGAUCCUACAAGGAUGAGUGUACCAUGCUCAGGGCCCGCUGCAGGAACCAUCCCGACCUGGAGGUCCAGUACCACGGACGCUGCCGCAAGACGUGCCAUGGAGUUCGCUGCCCUGGCUCUGCGUCGUGUGUCGUGGACCAGACCAACAAUGCCUACUGUGUGACGUGUAAUCACCAGUGUCCAGAGGUGAAGUCACCUGACCAGUACCUGUGUGGCAACGACGGCGUUGUUUAUGCCAGCGCCUGUCAUCUGAGGAGAGCCACGUGCAUGCUGGGAAGGUCCAUCGGCGUGGCAUACGAAGGGAAAUGCAUUGAUGCCCGGUCGUGUGGGGACAUCGUGUGUCGGGGAGCGAAGAGGUGUCUAUGGGAUGAGGGGAGUGGCCGCGGACGCUGCUCCGUGUGUGACGAGGCGUGUCCGGAGAGUCGCCCGGGCGAAAGUGUGUGCUCCAGCGACAACAACACCUACCCCAGCGAGUGUUCCAUGAGGCAGGCCGCCUGCGCUCAGCAGCGCCUCCUGGAUGUCAAACACUCAGGAUCCUGCAAUUGUAAGUAUAUGGUGGAGUCUGAAAUGGAACCCUAUACCCUCCAUUGUGCACCACAGCGACGCACCCACUGAGAACUUAUGAGAAAGUGGCUUAAACUCCAAAACAGGCUUUUCCUCAGUCCGUUUACCCAAAGUCAUAAUUGAGGGGCAAAUCCUAACAUCCUUGACAUCAAUGCAUGACUAAGUGAACAUUUAACUUAAGUGGAAGUUAGGGUAAACCCCUGAGGAAAGAUAAUGUGGGUCCAACUCCAACACAUCCCUCACCCAAUUUUUCCAAUGUGAUUAAAGUCACCUUAUGUUAGUCCCCUUAUACCACAGCAUUGUUGAAUACUCAUUUCUGAUUGUCUAGAAGGGCAUUCUAGAGUGGGCAUUAAAACCAGAUAAUGGGACAAUUGGAAAAGAUAGCGGGACACCUUGCAAUCAUGAUGCAAUAUGUGCCUACACAUGCAGACCGUACUUGCUACAAAGUUACAGAAAGCUAAACCAACAACUACACAAACUGAAAUGGGAUACAUUGUAAACGCAGGAAAAACUUCCAGCAUUUAUUUGUUUUUGCAGAGACUUAUUUUUUGGGAGGAUCUGAUGACCUAAUGUGGUGAGUGAUGAACAUGAAUUUCUGCUGUCCCUACUGCAGUCAUGACGACAAUGGCGCUGUCAAAUCCUCCCACAUGUUUCUAGUUUGACCAGCUGUUUUCAGCAACUUAUAUUUUUGAAUUUGUUUGUCAUAUUGGCAGGUUUGCUAGCAACAAAAUAUUUGGCUAGCUUCUAGCAUAGUGUUUGAUAGGCAAUGCGAUCUCCUCGUAAUGAACAGUGUCGAGUGUCCUGACGAGAAGGCAAACUUUUCUAGCUAUGCCAGGCAAAAUCGGGCAACGUCAUUGAUUUGGAUGUAUCCAAAUCAAUAUCAAUAGAAAACAGCUUAAAACAAAUGCAAAUGCAGCUACUUUGCUGUUAUUCUGGCUGCAGAGGUCGUGAC
Molecule: messenger RNA, 2043 nt
Organism: Coregonus clupeaformis (lake whitefish)
Lineage: Eukaryota; Metazoa; Chordata; Actinopteri; Salmoniformes; Salmonidae
Product: follistatin-A-like
Exons: 5
Coding region: 111-1142 (343 amino acids)
Biological process (GO): cell differentiation; regulation of BMP signaling pathway; negative regulation of activin receptor signaling pathway
Molecular function (GO): protein binding; activin binding
Source: RefSeq, a predicted model, not a curated record